This is a messenger RNA of Parus major (Great Tit), 1077 nucleotides long. RefSeq names its product succinate dehydrogenase complex iron sulfur subunit B (gene SDHB). The record is from RefSeq and is a predicted model, not a curated record. Gene Ontology annotation, biological process: aerobic respiration; respiratory electron transport chain. Gene Ontology annotation, molecular function: iron-sulfur cluster binding; electron transfer activity. Gene Ontology annotation, cellular component: mitochondrial membrane. The coding region runs from base 50 to 916 and encodes 288 amino acids. Lineage: Eukaryota; Metazoa; Chordata; Aves; Passeriformes; Paridae. The transcript has 5 exons.
GGCGGCGGCGGGGGCGCUUCCGGGGCGGCUGGAAGUGCGCAGUGCCAAGAUGGCGGCGGCCGCGGUCGGAGUCUCCUUGAGGCGCGGAGUCCCCGCACGGCUCCUGCGGGCCGGGCCGCGGGCGGUGCUCCGUGAGGCGCAGACGGCGGCGGCGGCGCCGCGGCUGAAGAAAUUUGCCAUCUACAGAUGGGACCCCGACAAGGCUGGGGACAAACCCCGCAUGCAGACCUACGAGGUGGACCUGAACAAGUGUGGGCCCAUGGUGCUCGAUGCCCUGAUCAAGAUCAAGAACGAGGUGGACUCCACGCUGACCUUCCGCAGGUCCUGCAGGGAGGGUAAGGACAGGGAAUUCCCGCCUGGAAUCCCCCAGGGAGCUCAGACCCCCUCCCCUCCCCGCCCCAGUGCAGCCAGGAGCGAGGCUGGAGCAACUCCAUUAUCAGGGGUCAAUCCCCCAAUUACAGCUCCAGGUAAUGAAUUUAUUAAAGUUUUAAUAACUCAUUUUGUUGAUGCUCUGCGGGGCCUGGGGCUGUCAGGUGUCCCUGGGUUUGUUUUGUCUGAACAAAACGGGCGAGCAGCAGCUGACAGGCCGUGGGGUUCGGAGCUGGGGACUGAGCAGGGUCUGGAGACACAAAAUCUCAAUGCCAGGGUGUCGGUGCUGGCUGUACCGGGCGGUACCGGGCAGUGCCAGCGGUGCCAGCGGUGUCACUGUCCCCAGGCGUACCGCUGGAUGAUCGACUCCCGCGAUGACUUCACGGAGGAGCGGCUGGCGCAGCUGCAGGAUCCGUUCUCGCUCUACCGCUGCCACACCAUCAUGAACUGCACCCGCACCUGCCCCAAGGGGCUGAACCCCGGCAAAGCCAUCGCCGAGAUCAAGAAGAUGAUGGCGACCUACAAGCAGAAGGCAGCGGCUGCGUGACCCCAGAGUGACCCCGGAGUGACCCCAGAGUGACCCUGGAGUGACCAGAAUGACCCCGGAGUGACCCUGGAGUGACCCCAGUGACCCCGGAGUGACCCCGGUGACCUCACAGCCGGGCAGCUCCAGCAGGGCGUUACUUGCAAUAAAGGCUCUAAAGAACA